AUGACAUUCCCAACCUCACAGGGUGGCGAGCAAUUCAUUGUCUUGGGUCCUCUCCUAGCCUCUCCUGCCUUACUGAUCUUCAGAUAUAACAGUCCCUACAACCAGUACGAGGGCCUUAGGCAUCGAGUUGAAUUGAUCUUUCACAUUUCUGUUGAAGUAUUGUGUGUAUACGUGUGUGGGAUACUCUUAGUGGUUGUUUUGGUAACGUAUCUCCUGACUCUGGUGGGAAACACAGUCAUCAUUCUGAUCGCUUCCAUUGACCCUAAUCUCAAAACACCCAUGUACUUUUUCCUCACCCACCUCUCCCUAGUUGAUAUCUGCUUUACCACCAGUAUUGUCCCCCAGCUGCUGUGGAACCUCAGGGGACCAGCCAAGACCAUAACCGCCCUGGGCUGUGCUGUCCAGCUCUAUGUCUCCCUGGCUUUGGGCUCCACUGAGUGUGUUCUCCUGGCUGUCAUGGCUUUUGAUCGCCAUGCUGCCGUUUGCAAACCUCUCCACUAUGCAGCUGUGAUGAACCCACGGCUGUGCCAGGCCCUGGCAGGGGUUGCAUGGCUGAGUGGAGUAGGAAACGCUCUCAUCCAGAGCACUGUCACCCUCUGGCUGCCUCGCUGUGGACACCGGCGGCUCCAUCAUUUCUUCUGUGAGGUGCCUUCCAUGAUUAAGCUUGCGUGUGUGGACAUCCACACCAAUGAGGUCCAGCUAUUCAUUGCAUCCCUGGUCUUGCUCCUCUUGCCCUUAGCACUGAUACUGCCGUCCUAUGGACACAUCGUCAAGGCAGUUACUAGGAUCAAGUCAGUCCAGGCCUGGCGCAAAGCCCUGGGGACAUGUGGAUCCCACGUGAUGGUAGUGUCCCUCUUCUAUGGGACCAUCACCGCUGUGUACAUCCAGCCCAACAGCUCUUACGCCCAUACUUCUGGGAAAUUCAUCUCCCUCUUCUACACGAUGCUGACUCCAACCCUCAACCCUCUCAUCUACACACUGAGGAAUAAAGAUGUGAAAGGAGCUAUGAGAAGACUAUUUUAUAGGGGUUGGGCUCAUAAAAAACAAAGCAGAGCACACAGUUGUCAGUUUUUUUUUUAUAGUAAAAAGAAACCAAAGUCAUCUGUACACUCCUUCUCUAAAGUACUUUACUAA
This is a messenger RNA of Sus scrofa (pig), 1134 nucleotides long. The record is from RefSeq and is a predicted model, not a curated record. Lineage: Eukaryota; Metazoa; Chordata; Mammalia; Artiodactyla; Suidae.